AUGAGCUUGGCGCUGAGGAGGUCAUAUGCGCAGCAUGCAUAUCAGAAGACGCUGCAUUUGAGCAAGACAAAGUUUCCCAACAGGUCGGUGCUGGCGAACAGUUUGGAGUUGUUGCCCUUGUGUUCUGAUCGGGUGUACACUGAACAGCUGGAGCGGUUUAAGAGGGAAUUGGGCGCGGUAGAAGGUGAGGAUGAGAAGCUGGCUGCUGUGCGAGAGAGGCUUUUUGUGCUGCACGAUGGCCCGCCGUAUGCGAACGGUGAUUUGCACCUAGGCCACGCGCUGAACAAGAUAUUGAAAGACUUCGUCAACCGGUUUCAAUUGAGUCAGGGGAAAACCGUUUACUAUCGUCCUGGAUGGGAUUGCCAUGGUUUACCUAUUGAGAUGAAGGCUUUAAAGGACCUUAGGGAUGCAGACAAGAUGGACUCCGUCAAGGUUAGGGAGCUGGCCAGGCAACAUGCGCUCCGAUCGCUGGAUAAGCAAAGGGAUCAGUUCAAGAAAUAUGGUAUAUUGACCGACUGGAGUGAUCCAUAUGUGACCAUGGAUAAAAGCUUUGAAGUGAAUCAGCUCAAGGUCUUCCAAAAGAUGUUUAACAUGGGUCUGAUAAAGAGACAGAACAAACCAGUUUACUGGGGGACAGUGACGAAGACUGCACUUGCUGAAAGUGAACUAGAAUACAAUGAAAAGCAUGUGUCUACAGCAGCUUAUGUAAAGUUUCCGUUAACCGCAGAUUCCCGUGCGCACCUGCAAGAUAAGUUGAAGCUAGAAAAUGAACUUCAAAAUGAUCAGAUCUCAUGUUUAAUAUGGACAAGUACACCAUGGACAUUGUUUUCAAAUAGAGCUAUUUGCUUCAAUGAGAAUUUUUCAUAUUCGUUACUACAACUCGAUGGUUCAUAUGUCAUAGUGGAAAAUAAUCUGAUAAAUCAAUUGGGUUCAGAUCACAAAGGUGAGAUUUUGAAGACAUUUGAGGGAAAGUUACUAAAGGGCCUGUUUUAUUACAAUCCAUUGGUGUCUGAUAUAGUCGCCAGACCUCUUAUUCAUGGUGACCAUGUCACGGAUAAUGCUGGUACCGGGUUAGUGCAUACAGCCCCAGGUCAUGGUCAUGACGACUAUUUUCUGGGCAUUGAAAAUGAUCUCGAAAUUUAUUCCCCUGUCGAUCAUGAAGGUAGAUAUAUUUUAAAUGAACUUCCGGAUAAUUGUAAGGAAUUACUUAUGGAAGGUGGAACUGGCUUAGGUAGAAAGGUUUUAGAUUCUGAAACAACGACUGUAAUCUUAGAUCUGUUAUCUAAAAAGCAAGCUUUGUUAAAGGCACACAAAUACACUCAUUCGUAUCCAUAUGACUGGAGAGCGAAAACACCUGUAAUAAUUAGAGCGACGCCUCAGUGGUUCGCUGAUCUACACGAUGUCAAGGACUUGGCUAUAAAAAGUUUAGAGAAAGUCGAAUUCUAUCCAAAGCGUGGCGAGAAUAGAUUAUCAAGUUUUAUCAAGAGUAGGAAUGAAUGGUGUAUUUCGAGACAGAGAUCCUGGGGUGUUCCAAUACCAGUAUUUCACAAUAAAUCUAAUCCAGAUAAGGUAUUAAUUAAUGAUGAACUCCUAGAAUACAUCAUCACUCGUAUAUCCAAACAUGGAAGUGACUUAUGGUUUUCUCCUGAAGAUGAUAUUAGUGACUGGUUUCCAGAGAAUUAUAGAACUAUGGCUAAAGACUUUAUUAAAGGUACCGAUACUAUGGAUGUGUGGUUUGACAGUGGUUCAACCUGGAAUAUAAUAAGGGAAUUUUACCAAAAGGAACUAGGUCUUUCAACAGUUCCUCAGCCACUAGCUAAUGUAUAUCUGGAAGGGUCAGACCAACAUCGUGGUUGGUUUCAGAGUUCCUUAUUAACGAAAGUCGCCUGCUCAAUGAGUGAAAUUGCACCUUACAAUGAGGUGAUCACUCACGGCUUUACUUUGGAUGAAAAGGGUAUCAAGAUGUCCAAAUCAAUAGGUAAUACCAUUUCACCUGAAUCCAUCAUUGAGGGAGAUAAGAAGAGGAACCUGCCUGCAUUAGGUAUUGAUGGUUUAAGGUAUUUCGUUGCUCAGGCAGAUUUUACCACUGAUGUAACUGUAGGACCUACAGUUCUGAAACAUGUAGCCGAAGCAUUGAAGAAAUGUAGGUUAACGAUGAGGUUUUUGAUCAGCAACUUAGAAAUAUCGAAAAGGUAUUCUUUGUUGAAUACUUCUGAACUUCGACCAGUAGAUAAGUAUGUCUUGGCAUCGGUUAACAAGCUUCUUGAAGAAACUAAAGAAUUAUACAAGGUGCAUAAUUUCUCGAAGGCGCUGGUGGCGUUACAAUUCCAUAUGAACAAUGAACUAUCCUCCUUUUAUUUUGACAUCUCCAAGGAUUCAUUGUACUCUGAUUCCAUAGAAAGUUUAAAAAGAAGACAAAUCCAAACUACGUUGUUUCAUAUUUACGAUGCUUAUAGAGCAAUGCUGGCACCCAUUCUUCCAAUUCUUGUUCAGGAAUCUUGGAACUUCUUACCCAAACAGUGGCUAAAUGGUGAUAAUGAAGCUGAAGCAGUCACUAGAAAGUGGCCAUCUCUAACUGAAAUUAAUCCAGAGGUUGUAAACGAAUUCAAGCAAGUGAUACUUCCACUUGUCAAGGAGUACAAAUCUAAAUUUGCUACGUUGGGUAAUCCUUCUAUAACAAAACCCUCACAAACUAAAGCUAUAAUCAAUUGUAGCAAAUCGACUGGCUACAGUAAUGAAGAAUUAUGUGAUGUCUUGCAAACCGCUGAGGUGGACGUUAACAUUGGUGAUAUGCCAUCGUCCAACUCAAUUACUUUAGAUAACGGUACAAGCAUAUCUAUAGAAGUUACGAAAAGUGAAAUGCAUAAAUGUCCUAGAUGCUGGAAGCACAAUUCCCCAGAAGUUGAUAGUUUAUGUCACAGGUGUGCUGAUUCCAUUGCAUCUGAAUAA
Messenger RNA from Nakaseomyces glabratus, 2949 nucleotides. RefSeq names its product isoleucine--tRNA ligase ISM1 (gene ISM1). Lineage: Eukaryota; Fungi; Ascomycota; Saccharomycetes; Saccharomycetales; Saccharomycetaceae. Gene Ontology annotation, molecular function: ATP binding; aminoacyl-tRNA deacylase activity; tRNA binding. Gene Ontology annotation, cellular component: mitochondrion. The record is from RefSeq and is a predicted model, not a curated record. Gene Ontology annotation, biological process: isoleucyl-tRNA aminoacylation; mitochondrial translation.